Molecule: messenger RNA, 2089 nt
Organism: Pseudoliparis swirei
Lineage: Eukaryota; Metazoa; Chordata; Actinopteri; Perciformes; Liparidae
Product: tissue factor-like
Exons: 7
Coding region: 203-1543 (446 amino acids)
Biological process (GO): blood coagulation
Cellular component (GO): membrane
Molecular function (GO): protein binding
Source: RefSeq, a predicted model, not a curated record
GAAAAAGAGGCCAAAACAAGCACCGCCGCAUACUUUCAUGUUUGUGUUUCUUCAUUCAGCCGAGAUGAUCCUAUGGAGGAUUUAAAUCUCAUAAACGACGGAGAUUAAAACAGGAAUAAACACUUGAACAGAGAGGAAGCCGUGUGAACCUCUGACUGUCGGACACGGAGAGCUCAAACAAUCCUCAAAGUCUUCAACGUUUAUGAUCAUGUGCAGCUCAGUGUCUCUCACACGGAGUGACGUCACAAUGGAGCCGGCUGGGCAACAACAACCACAUCUUGACCUGGACCACUUGGAACAAAGUCUACCCGUCGUCAUGGCAACGGGGCCUCGAGCUGUUUGGAACUCAGUCGAACACUGGAGCGGCCCGGGCCGGAGGGCCUCCCGCCCACUCACAACCGACUGCCGGUGGGUCGAGCCGCUCGGCGCCUCUGAGUGGACUCCGUCUCACGGGGACACGUCCGCGCCUCCGCGUCCGUCCGCCUGCGCUCCGGUGGAAGGAGGAGUCCACUCCCCUCGGCAGCGCGCCGGCACGGGGGAGGGGUCGGGAGGCAGAGCGAGGAGGAACCCUAAGCCGCCCUCCGGUUCCCCCCGGUUACGCUCUCACACUCUGAGUCCCGUCGGCCGGACACGAGCCUCGCUCUGCUCGGGAACGUGUGCACGGCGCUCCGGGUUCAGGCAGCUGGGCGGAGGGAACAUGGCAUCCCUCAACACGGCGUUCUAUCUGGGAGUCUGUCUGUCGGCCGGGAUCAUCACUUCUGCAGAUGAAAACUUUCCCAAAGUGCAGAACGUGCGCUGGGUGUCGGUCGACUUCACAACCAUCCUCCACUGGACCACCACGACGCCGGACUACAGAUACACUGUGCUGUACACUGGCAACGAGGACUUCUGGUCGGAGAGCUUCCACUGCCAUCAAAUGUCAGAAACCGCCUGUGACCUGAGCGCCGAGGUCACGAUGAACAGCACCUACAACGUCCAGAUCAAAACGGUUCCUUUGGCCGAGGACGACCUGGACUACGACGAUGAGCUGGACAUGUUCCCUCACAGUUAUUCUCCUCCCUUCAACCCCUUCAAAGAAACGAACAUCAGCGCGGUGAACUUCACGGUGCAGGCGGUGGACGAGCGGCGAGUGAACGUCACCAUCACGGAGCCUCUGAGCGGCGUCCACGAGGGCGACAAGCAGCUCAGCCUCAGAGACAUCUUCAAGAGCGAGCUCAAGUACAAGAUCAGCUACUACAAGUUCGGAAGCACGGGAAAGAGAGACAUCAUAUCUGACUCCAGCACGGCAGAGGUGUCCGAGCUGAACGCCGGACAGAGUUACUGCUUCAUGGUGGCCGUGUUGAUCCACACCAGACCCAAGAGCACCCAGCUGGGAGCCUGGAGCGCCCAGAAGUGUUUACCGGGAGACGAGAUGAGUCUUGGAGCGUGGGUCGGCGCCGUCGUGGUCUUGCUCACGUUCGUCGUCGUCGUCGCCAUGGUAACCAUCCUCUGCUGCAAAUGCUGCCGACAGAAGAACCCGUCUCAGUCAUCGACACCUGUUUAGUGUAUGUGCACGUGUGUGGAGGUCGUGAGCGUGUGUGUGUGUGUGUGUGUGUGCGUGUCUGUCUUACAAACAGGGAGCAGUUUCAGGUGGACUCGUUAUGUAAUGAAGACAUUUGAACAUGUAAUGUGUGUCUCUGUAUCUGUUACGUUGUCCGAGUGCAGACUAAACGUAUAACAUUCCCUCACAACUUCCACAUCUUACCUUAUCUUCUUCUUUUCAUGCCAUGUCAUUACAGUUCACUGUUUCUAUUAAAACAUAUUUAUUGUUCUUUUAUACAACUUUCCAUUGGAAUUCUGUCAGGACCAAAAAUAAUGAACCACUCCAAAUACAGUAAAUGAGGCUCUGUAGAGGCACCUAGUGGCGGCACCUAGAAACUACAACAACAUCAGCAAACUCAUCCCCACAAAUACAAAUCCAUCUGUUCUUUGAGCUUCAUUACCAUUAUAUUCUUCUUUGUUUUUUAACACAAGAGUGACUUUUUUUCAUCAAAGAGACGGAAAAGUAAUACAAAUAAUGUUUUUAAAUAAAAAUGUCUUCCAGAUCUUA